GGGUUGACAUUUGAGGAAGUGGAGAGCUUCUUCACUUUUCUGAAGAAUAUAAAUGACGUGGACACGGCUUUGAGCUUCUACCACAUGGCUGGAGCUUCGCUGGAUAAAGUGACGAUGCAGCAAGUGGCCAGGACGGUGGCCAAGGUGGAGCUCUCCGAUCACGUGUGUGACGUGGUGUUCGCGCUCUUUGACUGCGACGGGAAUGGCGAGCUGAGCAACAAGGAGUUUGUUGCCAUAAUGAAGCAGCGCCUUAUGAGAGGCUUGGAGAAGCCCAAGGACAUGGGCUUCACGCGACUCAUGCGGGCGAUGUGGAAAUGCGCCCAGGAGACAGCGUGGGACUUCACCAUGCCCAAGCAGUAG
Mesitornis unicolor (brown roatelo) is the source of this 360-nucleotide messenger RNA. Its product is annotated as calcium uptake protein 1, mitochondrial. The annotation marks the transcript as partial. Gene Ontology annotation, biological process: calcium import into the mitochondrion; mitochondrial calcium ion homeostasis. NCBI's taxonomy places the organism in Eukaryota, Metazoa, Chordata, Aves, Mesitornithiformes, Mesitornithidae. The record is from RefSeq and is a predicted model, not a curated record. Gene Ontology annotation, cellular component: uniplex complex. Gene Ontology annotation, molecular function: calcium ion binding. The transcript has 3 exons.